UUCGUCCAAUCGGCGGCUAGGCCAGUGUGAGUGCGAAUAGCGCUGGAGGGGGAUCUCAGUCCGCGCUGCUGGGAGGAGGCGGUGGUGGAGGCAGGCUCUCCUACCCCCAGCUCCUCCAGCCGACACCGCCGCACACCGACAGCCGAGGGGGCCCACAGGGGUUGCGGCAGCGCUGCGCGGGUGACGAUGGCCAUCGCCGCGGAUAGGACGGGAAACAUGGGAUUUCUUAUACUGAAAAUGAUCCUGCGGUUUGCUUUUAUGGUCAUCAACAACAUGUUUGCGAUUCCGUCCUACGUGUUCUAUUUAAUAGCUCUGCAACCUUUAAGACUUUUCAACCCCAAGCUCUUCUGGUGCAUCGAGGGAGUCAUGUUUAAAUGGCUUCUGGCAAUGGUGGCAUCGUGGGGCUGGACUGCGGGAUACACAGUUGUAGAAUGGGGGGAUGACGUGCACACGAUUACAGAAGAUGAAGCGGUCAUGCUUGUGAACCAUCAAGCAACGGGAGACGUCUGCACGCUUAUGAUGUGCCUACAAGACAAAGGCAUGGUUGUUCGGCAGAUGAUGUGGUUAAUGGACCAUAUAUUUAAAUACACCAAUUUUGGGAUUGUAUCUCUGGUGCAUGGAGACUUCUUCAUCCGACAGGGCAAAGCCUAUCGAGACCAACAGCUUGUCCUCCUAAAGGACCAUCUUGAAAAGUACUACCGGAGUCGGGAUCGGAAGUGGAUCAUUUUAUUUCCAGAGGGUGGCUUUCUGAGGAAACGAAGGGAAACGAGUCAGACGUACGCCAAGAAAAAUAACCUGCCCUUUCUCACACACGUCACGCUCCCGAGACUGGGGGCAACGCAAGUUAUACUGAAGACCCUGUUAAGCCAGCAGGAAAAUGGAACGGUUACCAGCGGCGAUAUGGCUUUCACAGACCGAAAACCAAAAGGCCUGCAGUGGAUAAUAGACACGACGAUUGCUUAUCCAGACGCUAAACCGAUGGACAUCCAGACGUGGAUUCUGGGCUACAAGCGGCCGUCGGUCACGCACGUCUACUACAGAAUCUAUGCUAUAAAAGAUGUGCCAAUGGAGACCGAGGCCCUGACGGACUGGUUGUACCAGCGUUUCGUGGAAAAGGAGGAUCUUUUGUCGCACUUCUAUGAAACAGGGGCUUUCCCUCCACUGCCAGGACAAAAGAAAGCCAUUCCAAGAGAGAUGAUCCUUAACAACAGGUGGCUCCUCCUCGUCCAGCUGUUUGCGUUCUCGUCCGGUUACUUGUGGUACUGCGUUCUUCACUCGUUUUAUCAAUGCCUGUUUUAAGAGCGGAACAAGAGCAAGAGGACUCCAUGUAGGAAGUUUCAUGCUCUUCCCAGAGAGCAUCAUCUUAUCUGUGUGAAUGUGAAUAAGCCACAGUAAAGAAAACAGUGGACUCAAUAAUUAUUAUUAUUAUUAUUUUACCUUUCCUGGGUCGUUUUUUAAUUUCGAACAAAAAGUACGGCUAAGUGUCAGUGAGCCGCUAACAACUUUAGGAAGCGGAACAAGGCACGUGGCCUUUCGAACCGACGUUCUAAGGGCGAACAGCUAAAAUAAUUACGGAAGAUUUAGUGCAUUUUUUUUUUAUUAUUUUGUUUUUGUGAGAUGUUGAAAAGAGAUCCUCAUGUUUGAUGGGUAGUGACAGCAGCCGGCCGCCAUCAUUCAUCGCCAACGGAAAUGCGACUGCGCCCAGGCUCCGUGCCGUUACUGAUCUGCGGAACGCGUCGCCAUGCUUUACGCAUUCGGUGGCGUCGGCGCAUAAUGAGUUUAGCAAACGCCUUGUGUCUGGCAUUAGAAAAUCACACAUCAGAUUGAGCCCAGACGUGAAAAGGAACGGUCGCCCUCCAUGUGUGUUUACCACAAAGCACCUGCUUUACUAAAGUGUCAUCCCUCUGGAGGAUAAAUGUCUACUUGCUUGUCAAGACUUUUUUUUUUUUCUGUUAAUAUACAUCAUUUUUGUAUGUGAAUUUUAACAAUGCAGUGUUUUUGUGUUGGUUUUUUUUUAUUAUUUUUUUUAACGUCUCCUCUAAUUGCACUUUUUAAGAUGUAGUUUAAAACGCUGUGGAUUGUUUGGUUUUUGAAGAAGCGCUAAAAAUGUCUAACCCUCGGGUGUGAAACCCGUGGCCCAAUUUAUUCAUCGGUUAGCCCUGCGGCAAGGAAAGGUUGAGAACGUUUUUACAAAGAGGAUGUCUCUGCUUUAAUGUCUGUCUGGCCUCUCUUAACCGUAUUAACGAAAUGAAUGUGUGGAUCAAGGUAAUUGGAAGUGUGUCUGAUGCCAAACCAGAAGGCCCUCUUAACCAAGAGACUCGGCCCGCAUGGCCAGUGUUCCUCUGAGACGAAAUAUAAAGCAGAUGAGAACACGAUUUCUUUAUCUUCUUCUUAAACCUCUUCUGCAGAUACACAGCCCCCUCUAGUGGCUUCCAUUAUUACUUAGAACCAUUGGUUAACACGCCAUGGUCUUUAAGAGUGUUUUGGGUCGUUUUAAGGGCAAAACGGAUUUCUGUAUCUUGGCGGUAAAUUCAGAAGAGGUUGUUAAUAAAUUCACCAACAAGA
This is a messenger RNA of Spea bombifrons (plains spadefoot toad), 2565 nucleotides long. RefSeq names its product lysophosphatidylglycerol acyltransferase 1 (gene LPGAT1). Lineage: Eukaryota; Metazoa; Chordata; Amphibia; Anura; Pelobatidae. Gene Ontology annotation, molecular function: acyltransferase activity. The record is from RefSeq and is a predicted model, not a curated record. Gene Ontology annotation, cellular component: endomembrane system. The transcript has 8 exons. The coding region runs from base 187 to 1299 and encodes 370 amino acids.